AUGAUCAUCACGCAGCAACAAUUUUAUAGGGAGUUUCGGAAAAUAUGCAAGAUUUCAACAACACAUUCGACGUGUAAACUGGCAAUUUUCGUAUCAUGUUUUGACGUUGACUCAAUCUGUUCGGCUAGAAUGCUAAGCGAUUAUUUAAAAAGGCAGUUUAUAGUCUUUCAAAUAGUUCCAGUCAUUGGCUACAUUGACUUACGUGAAAAGUAUUUGAAGCUUGAGUCUGAAAUUGCAAAUGUUAUCUUGAUUGGGUGUGGUGCAACGGCUGAUUUGGAGAGCUUCCUUGAGAUUGACAUAAGUGAUUAUCUAGGUGACGAUAUGACUCCUGACGAAGCAGCUCUACUGAUACAUGAAGGGAGAUUAGGUGAUGUGAAACUAACGAGGAAGUUGUAUGUUAUUGAUGGGCAUAGGCCCUGGAAUCUGGAUAAUCUAUAUGGAUCUCCUAUUGUUUUGUGUCUUGAUGAUAACACCACAGAGGGGAUGAAUGCUGAACGAGAGGCUUUUUAUUUUCUAAUCAACGUUCCAGAAGAAGAAGAAGAAGAAGAAGAAGAAGACGAAGAAGAAGUAGAAAUUGAAGAUUUAGCAACUGAUAAUGAUGAAGAUAACGAUUUGAUACUGAAUGAACCCCUAGAAAGAAAAAGAACAAGACAGGCGCCCAAGGAAUCGAAAAAGAAGAAGCAAAAAAGAUUAGUGGAUGAGUACCAAGAAGUUCUAGAAAACUAUUACCAACAAGGUUCGACGGUUUCGAUACCUUCAUCGCAUCAAACAUAUGAUUUAUUAUCCACUAUUGGAGAAAUUAAUAUUGACUCACUCUGGUUAGCCAUUGUGGGUACGAGGUCAUUACGUGACGUAUAUAGAAAAGUUUAUGACCUGGUUUACCCGGGCUUGAAAAAUGAAGUCCAAAGGCUACAAGUUGAUAUAGACGCCUACACUAUGAGGUCCUCGAAUUCAAAUAAUGCAUUGAUAACAUCGUCAGCAUUGAAUUUUGAUAUCAGCAAAAAAGCCGAUAAUCACGGCUUACAGAGCUGUAAGGAAUAUACCCUUUUUUUGUUGCACUACUGGACAUUGUAUGACUCCUUCUUUUACUCGGAGUAUGUUAAUUCUAAAUGUCACUUAUACACCAAUGAUGGACGUCGGUUACUGAAAACUUUAUUUGCAAGGAUGGGAAUACCCUUAAUUCAAGCUACACAAAACUGGCAUUAUCUCGAUUUGGAGUUGAAGAGGAAACUGGAUUCACUUGUUCUCAGAGAGGCGUGGAAGUUUAAUUUAAGAGAAAUCAUCAUUGACGGAUUUAAAAGAAAUUAUGGGUUUCACGGCUCUAUAUCCUCAGGUGACUAUGUGAAUGCAGUACAGGCAUUACUAGAGCACGGCACGACAAGAUCAAUUACUAAAAAGAAAGUACAAUCCAAUCGAGAUGAUGAAAAUGGUGGACCAAGUGGAACAAACAAUGAAGACAAUGGAGAGGAGCAUGAGGAUAAAAAUCAGCAUUUUUUAAAUAGUUUCUGGAGAGCUUAUGAUUCAUUGAACAAUUAUUCAGAAAUCAAAAAGGGUAUGGAGAUUGCCAAGUAUCAGCAGCAAUUUAUAUUUGAAAAAGGUAGUGAAAUUAUCCAAAAGGGUAUGGUAAAGACACAGUCAAAAUUCCGAGUUGUUAUUUUGAAUGAGUCAUUUACAAUGAAUUCAAGUAUCACAAAGUCAAACAAUAGUGAUUCUACAUUCAACAAAUCUAUGUCUUCUUUAAAGGAUGAUAGAGUUGUAGAUAUAACGACGUUUGGUAAUGGAUCACAGAUGUUCCAAAAUCCGUUGAUUUUAACGAAACUUGGUAAUUGGAUCCUCAAUGUUCAGGCAGAUCUAGACGAAGGUGUGUUACCAUUGGUUAUUGGUGCGUAUAAUAGUGAAACGAAAACAUACCUAGUUUGCGGGUUGCCCUCACGCGCAAGCUUCGAUCUGGACGGUGAUGAAGAAGAAGAAGAAGGUGCUGAUGAUGAUGAUGAUGAUGCUGAUGAUGAUGAUGAUGAUAAUAGCAACACCAGUCGGAAAAAUCGAAAAGAUUCAAAGAAAGUGAAUAAACAACAUGUUAUUCUUAAUGCAUUCAGUGUUCUUUUUGAGAAAGUCACACAAGAAAUAAACAUCCAAGCACGGAUGGAUAGUUUCCAAAGUGCUAUAAUUGAGCUAAGAAAAGAGGACCUAACUAAGUUUUUGGACGGCUUAACCAGAUAUUCACAGUAUAUGUUGUAA
Molecule: messenger RNA, 2238 nt
Organism: Pichia kudriavzevii
Lineage: Eukaryota; Fungi; Ascomycota; Pichiomycetes; Pichiales; Pichiaceae
Exons: 1
Coding region: 1-2238 (745 amino acids)
Biological process (GO): double-strand break repair via break-induced replication; DNA replication initiation; mitotic DNA replication preinitiation complex assembly
Cellular component (GO): DNA replication preinitiation complex
Molecular function (GO): DNA replication origin binding; chromatin binding; single-stranded DNA binding
Source: RefSeq, a predicted model, not a curated record